AAAGAGGAUUAGGGCAACUGAAAAGGAAAAAGCAAACAUAUAACUCAGAGGUGGAGGUGCAAUAUAGAAUGGGGAAAAAAGAUGUGACUAAAAGUGGUAAUGCAGAUUUGCUACAUGAUUGUGAUCUUUUGAGCCCAGGCUAUUUAGGAGUUUUUUUAUAUUUAUUUUUGUCUAUCAAAAUAUAGCUUUGGGACUCACAGAGGGCAGGGAGAUUGCUCAGUUAUUGGAGGGAGCUUUUUCUUUCUCACGCUCCUCCCAUGCUAUGUGGUAUUGUGGGGACACAAAGAACUCAUGACCUCUCUCACACACGGAUUCACACAAAAGAGAGGCACGCAAUGAGUAGGACAAAGGAGCACACUGCUUCAUACAAAGCUGCAAUGGAACUGCAAAGAAAUGGGUGCUUUUGUGAAACUUAUAUUUCCUUCAGUAUGAUUUAUAUAUACAUGGCUGGUUAACUAGAGUACCUGCUUAAUAUUAAGUUGGUGUUUAUCUGUAACACUGGAAACGUAAACCUGCCUGUAUAUGUUCACUUCCCUCUCAUCUGUCAUUUCUGCUUUCAUCAUAAACCAAUGAGUUCAAGCCACAUCUUAAGUAGCUUUACUUCCCAAUAGAAACUCCUUUAGAGUGUGUAGCCCUUUAAGAGCAGAGGGUGGAUCACGCAGUUGUUUUGACUGAUAACAAUGAGAAGUGGUUAUUGGGGGGGGGGGGAGAUAAGCCGUGUAAAGAGACGCCAUCCCUUUAGGAAACGCGGAGAACUACCGGUGCAGAUGGGCAGGGGGUAAUGUGUGAGGUUCGCUCUCUUAUCUGGCAGAUAAGUAGUUAAUAUGGGAAGAUGUGAAUUCAAAGUUUGUAUCCUGCUAGAUUUUUCCAGUGCUGGGCCCAUGGCUAUUUCAUCUCCCAUGCUUCUCUUCCUUCUGCUCCUCGUGGCUGUGGUUAUACCAGGAAGCCAUUCCUUCUUUCCCAACUUCUGGUCCAAGUUCCUGUCUUUCACAUGGGGAUCAUAUACACACCAGGAUCUGACUGAAGAGGCAAUACUGAACAUCACCCUUCAGAUCUUACUAGACAACCCCCAUCCAUUCCGUCCUGAACUAAAGGCUCAAGACUUUCAGGGUAAAACUCUGACUGCAGAUGCAAUACUGGGGGCAUAUUUUGGAGAAGAGGUUUCUCCUCGUCAAUUUCGAGCCUCCUUAAGGCAAAUAGUCAGUGCCAAUGCCAACAUGGACUUUCUUAAUGGCACACGAGAUGACCCUCUGUGCCACUUUGAUUCAGAGAGGCUAAAGCAGGGGAACUGGCUUCUGCUACGAAUGCGGGAUCAACUCUUAGGGUCCUUGAAGGCCAAAGAAUACGAGGGGGCACGUGACAAACUUGGACAAAUUCUUCACUCCUUGCAGGAUUUUUACAGCCACACCAACUGGGUUGAAAUGGGUAACACCGAUAUUCAUCCAGAUCUUGCUACCCCUGGAAGAGAUAUCCGCUCUAUUGCUGGACUCUCUGAUGAAACAUGUACAGAUUGCACUGAGCUCUCUUGCAAGAAUAACAUUGUACAGGCAAUUGAAGAAAGACAGCUACUAACAUCUGGGUAUUAUGGUGAUUUUCCCAAGAAGCCCCAUGGGAAGUGUAGCCAUGGUGGCCCCUUUGAUGACAGCAGACUAUUCAGUGCUAGAGGCGGAAUCAACAAAGAUACUGCAGCAGCCAUAUUUUCGCCUCAUCACUUUCUACAUCAGAUAGCAGCUGAAUUAGCUCUUAAGGCUUCGAUCAAAUUUCUAAAUGAAUUGAGGGAUGAUGUAACAGACAGAGAAAUGUUGAGGAUUCUUGGAGUCUCAGCCUCUCCAGCGCUCAGCUUUGUUAUGGACACCACGGGCAGCAUGGGAGAGGAAAUCACAACAGCGCGGCUACAAUCCCGCCACAUAAUCCAGCGUCAGCGACAGACAUUGUUAUAUCCUGACUUCUAUAUCCUGGUGCCAUUCAACGACCCUGAUUAUGGUCCAGUAUAUAAAACAAGUGAUCCCAAUGAAUUCCUUCGUUAUCUGGACGAUUUACAAGCUCUUGGAGGGGGUGAUGAACCUGAAAUGUGUCUUUCAGCACUACAGUUGGCUUUGAUCCACACUCCUCCCAACUCAGAAAUCUUUGUUUUUACGGAUGCUUCAUCUAAAGACGCCCAUUUAAAGAGCUCAGUGGAAGCACUGAUCCAGGAAAGGAAAAUCAAAGUCUCUUUCCUGGUUACAGAAGAUCCUUCUAGAACUAGGGUAAGGAGCCGAAGAGAAUUGUUACCACAAGACAGAUUUGAUCUUUAUGCUAACCUCUCUGAAAUAUCAGGGGGCCAAAUCAUAUUUACGAAUAACCAAGACAUUCCAGCGGUAUCUGAAGUCAUCUCAGAAUCAGUUCACUUUGAUGUGGUCACACUGUUCCACAAACAAAGCAUGGAGAGGGGUAGCUCAACCCAUGAAUUUCAGGUGGAUGAUUUCAUGCGUAGUGUCUGCUUGUUUAUCAAUGGGGAUGUAAGCAGCUUCAAAAUACAUGACCCUACAGGCAAGAUCCAGCAUGGUAACCGUCAAAGCAAUGGAAAGUUUACACGUGUCUCCUUCAAAAACCCUCUGGCUGCAGGAAGAUGGAAAAUUGAGAUGAGGACUACAGGGCCCCACACCUUGCACAUACAAGGUCGUAGCUUGGUCGACUUCCUGUAUUAUUUUGGGGUUCCUGUAACUGGCUCUCACCCUGGGCUUUAUAAACUCAGCAAUCAACCAGUAUCAGGUGUUUCUGCCAUCUUGGUUGUUGAUGUCAUUGGCCUCCCAGACUCUGCCCACCUGGACCACGUGACCAUAACACCAGUAAAGGGUGUCCCACUAAAGGUGGAGUUGGAACCAGCCAAUCAGACUGGUCUUUUGGUGGCCCAGGUGGGACAGGUACCUCUUGGAGAGUUCAGCAUCGGGGUGAGCGGUCAGGAUGGGAAGGGAAGUGCAUUUCUUCGGGAAGCCCCGCAGCAUGGCAAAUCAGCGGAAUGCGUGGUUGAGAUAACUAACGAGUCCCCUCUAAUGCCAGGGGAAAUGCACUGGCUGUCUCUCAGCAUCAGCAGCUAUGGAGCCUCUCCUUGCUACACAAUAAAAAUGAGCAAUGAUCGUGGCUACCGUAUGAACACAACAAUACCCAGAGUAUUUACUGAUGUGAAUGAGACCCAUGAGACAGGGUUCUGGAUCCAGGCGCCUGAUGAAGCUGAGACAAACACUGUUGUCACUGUGACCGCUCAGGCUGAAGCUUGUGAGGAUAAAGCACAAAACUGUUUCACCCUCCUACCACUAAUAAUAAUGGCCAGGCCUGAGGUUUAUUCCCUCCAAGCCCCAGUCUGCUCUCUGCUCUCCUACUCUGGUUCCUGCCCCCUCUCGCUUCCUCCCAGGCUCUGUCAGCAGCACCAAUGGCGUUCUGUUCUCCAUAUUUUAGACCCUGGUGGAGUAAAAUAUGCUCAAAUCCUCUCUGGUUUUGGUUCCAUCUCCCAUGGACCUGAUGGAACCUCAGAACGUGUUGAAUACUCAUCAGACUGUUGCUUCCCAAAAGCAGAGAUCUUACUUACUAACUACUGGGGGGCAACGAGUAGUUGUCUUCUCACUGCCCCUUUCAGUGCCUCAAAUUUGGGGCACUGUACAGACUGGAUUUUGCUGGUUGUUAUGUGUUGUAGCUCUCUGGUAAAUUAUUUAUUGUACAUAUGAUUUGAAUUACGGGUAUAGGAUCUGUAAACCGGAAACCAAUUAUCCAGAAAGCUCCAAAUUACGGGAAAGCCAUCUCCCAUAGAGAUAAUCAAUAAUAAUCUCC
Messenger RNA from Xenopus laevis (African clawed frog), 3804 nucleotides. RefSeq names its product von Willebrand factor A domain containing 7 L homeolog (gene vwa7.L). The transcript is spliced from 17 exons. The record is from RefSeq and is a predicted model, not a curated record. Bases 825 to 3701 code for a protein of 958 amino acids. Gene Ontology annotation, cellular component: extracellular region. Lineage: Eukaryota; Metazoa; Chordata; Amphibia; Anura; Pipidae.